Molecule: messenger RNA, 1749 nt
Organism: Penicilliopsis zonata CBS 506.65
Lineage: Eukaryota; Fungi; Ascomycota; Eurotiomycetes; Eurotiales; Aspergillaceae
Exons: 11
Coding region: 1-1749 (582 amino acids)
Biological process (GO): transmembrane transport
Cellular component (GO): membrane
Molecular function (GO): transmembrane transporter activity
Source: RefSeq, a predicted model, not a curated record
AUGUCUCAGAUUAUAGCCUCGUCAUCAAGAAGACGAGACGAUCAAUCUAGUCAGGUUGACUGUUCUUCCAUUCAGGAAGCUGAUGACGAAAAGGCUCUGAAAUCCGAUGUGCAUGUCUCGAUAUGCAAAGAGAUCCCCGAACUUGGUGAUCCGGCCGAGGAGCAGCGGUUUUGGUUCCAACGGUCCAAGAACUACAACCCCAAUGCCAUAGCGACUCAACCUUCCGUCUUUGACGAUCCAGAUCUAGCGGAAGAGUACAAACCACAUCCCAGCUGGGAAAAUCUUCAUCGCUUCGACCCGUCUGCUAGGUGGACAUGGGCUGAGGAAUAUAAAGUCGUUAGGAAGAUUGACAUGCGCAUCUUGGGAUUCGCCAUCUUGCUGCUCAUUGCCAUGGAGUUCGACCGAUCUAAUAUCCAACAAGCAAAUGCCGAUAACUUCUUGGCUGAACUACAUCUGACAAGAGAUGACUACAAUCUGGGGAACACGAUCUUCAAACUAUGUUAUCUCUCCGCUGAUCUACCGUCACAGCUGUUCUGCAAGUGGCUAGGCGUCGACAGGUUCCUCCCGAUGCAAAUGACAGCCUGGGCAAUUGUUGCAUCAUGCCAAUUCUGGCUAUCUGGCAGGACGUCGUUUCUCGCGUGUCGUGCCCUUCUCGGCAUUUUUCAGGGAGGAUUUACACCAGCGAUUAUCCUAUAUUUCUCAUACUUCUACAAACACCAUGAGCUUUCAAUACGAUUGGGCCUCUGGUACUCGGCUAUCUCAGUUGCAGAUAUCAUUGCGGGCAUUCUAGCCUUUGGGAUUUUUCACCUGAAUGAUAUGGUGCCGGGUAUCAGCGGUUGGCGUUGGCUCUUCCUUUGCGAGGGCAUUUUUACUUUAUUGAUCGGCCUCGUGGCUUUCAUCCUUAUACCGCCCUCGCCUACGCAGACGGCCAAUUGGGCAAGAGGCAAGAAAGGCUGGUUCACAGAGCGAGAGGAGAUUAUCAUGGUCAACCGUGUGAUUCGGGAGGAUCCGAGCAAGGGGACCAUGCAUAACCGAGAAGCGAUAACGUUCAGCCUGCUACGAAAGAGUCUGUUUGAUUUCGACCUCUGGCCGUUGUACAUCAUAGGCCUUGUAUUCCAGAUGCCUUAUUGGACGCUUUCCCCUUAUUUCACAUUGCUUAUGAAGGACUUUGGAUUUUCUACGUACCAAGUUAUCUUACUUGCAAUGCCAUACAGUGGCAUCAACCUGGUUACAAGGCUGGGUAUUACUUAUGCAUCUGAGAUCUUCAACUCACUGGCCGUGAUGUGCAUCUUCGCCCAAUUAUGGACGCUGCCAUUUCUCAUAUAUAUGAAUGUGGUGGACUUUAGCAAUGUCAAUAAAUGGGUCGCUUGGACGGUGCUCACCCUUGUACUCGGCUUCCCACAAACGCACCCAAUCCAUGCCGGUUGGACUUCUCGAAACUCCAACAGUGUUCGGUCCAGAGCAGUUGCGGCCGCUUUGUACAAUAUGUUUGUCCAGGGGGGUGGAAUGAUUGGUUCAAAUGUAUACCAAGAUUCGGAUGCGCCACGCUACGUUGUUGGAAACCGAGUACUUCUCAUUAUCAUCUGCGUUAAUAUCCUUGUCUACUCCUUGACCAAGUUGUACUAUAUUCUACGGAAUCGUCACCGAGACAGAAAGUGGUUCACCAUGACGGAGGACCAGAGAAUGGAGUAUGUUGCAACGACCACGACGGAGGGUAACAAACGGCUCGAUUUCCGAUUCUCGCAUUAG